Cyphellophora europaea CBS 101466 is the source of this 240-nucleotide messenger RNA. RefSeq lists its product as uncharacterized. The transcript is spliced from 3 exons. The record is from RefSeq and is a predicted model, not a curated record. Lineage: Eukaryota; Fungi; Ascomycota; Eurotiomycetes; Chaetothyriales; Cyphellophoraceae. Bases 1 to 240 code for a protein of 79 amino acids.
AUGUCUAAACGCAUCUCUUUCACCGCCCAUGGAAAAGUCCAGGGUGUAUUCUUCAGAGACUUCACACAAACACAAGCCAAUAAAUAUGGCAUUACGGUACAAGGCGAAGCUCAAGGUGAUGAAUCCUCCUUGGAAAAGCUCAAGCAGGAUCUGAACCAGGGGCCCUCCGCGGCACAAGUCGUCAAGCUUGACUGGAAAGAGACUUCGACUAAAGAUGGAGAACAGGGCUUCGAUGCAUGA